Molecule: messenger RNA, 708 nt
Organism: Caenorhabditis briggsae
Lineage: Eukaryota; Metazoa; Nematoda; Chromadorea; Rhabditida; Rhabditidae
Exons: 5
Coding region: 1-708 (235 amino acids)
Biological process (GO): endoplasmic reticulum tubular network organization
Cellular component (GO): endoplasmic reticulum membrane; endoplasmic reticulum tubular network; cytoplasmic microtubule
Molecular function (GO): microtubule binding
Source: RefSeq, a predicted model, not a curated record
AUGUCAGAAACAUUGUCAAGGUUGCUAAUUAUCACAGCUGGUACACUCUACCCAGCAUACAGAAGUUAUAAAGCAGUCCGAACGAGGGACACCCGAGAAUACGUAAAAUGGAUGAUGUAUUGGAUAGUGUUCGCCAUCUACUCCUUCCUUGAGAACAUACUAGACCUACUCCUCUCGUUUUGGUUUCCGUUCUAUUUCCAACUCAAAAUUGUGUUUAUAUUUUGGCUGUUGAGCCCGUGGACCAAAGGAGCAUCGAUUUUGUACAGAAAGUGGGUCCAUCCGACACUAAAUCGACAUGAAAAGGAUAUAGAUGCGCUUUUGGAGUCCGCCAAAUCCGAGUCAUAUAAUCAGAUCAUGAGAAUCGGAAGUCAAAGUUUGGUGUAUGCCAGAGAAGUGGUGGCAGAGGCAGCUGUAAGAGGACAACAGCAAUUGGUUAAUCAGCUUCAAAGAUCCUACAGUGCCAACGACGUCGGAACCGAGCGUGUACCCAUUUCCAAAUCUACCGACGUGACAAGUAUCGAGGAGCUCGAGGAGCACAGUGACGGAGAAAUUCACAACCCACAACUGUCACCUCGUCCGAAGAGACGAGCCGCGGCAUCCAGAUCUCGAUCAAGAUCCCGAACUCUGGAUAAUGCAAAUCCAGGCGGUGCAGAUAGUGAAUAUGCGGCCACAAUUCCACGUAGAACCGCUAGAAGACCCAUUCACUAG